AUGAAUCGAGAACAACAAACGAUCGCAAUAAUACAACACGAUGCACAACCAAGAACUAAGAAAAACAGAGAUCAAGCACAACAGACAGUUAAAUUAAAUCAACUUGAUGCACAAACUCAAACACGAACGGCCUUAAUAAGAACAACAUUAGCACGUGGUCCAUUUGGACACACAUUAGUUUUACCUCCAUUAUCUGAACAUAAUCCAUGUGACAAUAUUAUAGCUCGAUCUCUAUUAGUGAUAGCACAUAAUAAUACAAUCAUUCGAUUGAUUUGGAUGGUAACUUUAACAUCAAUGAAAUCUAUACGAGAAUAUGAAGUCUAUAAAUAUCAACAAGGUAUAGCAGCAACAUGA
Rotaria sordida is the source of this 354-nucleotide messenger RNA. The record is from the annotation of a GenBank genome assembly. Lineage: Eukaryota; Metazoa; Rotifera; Eurotatoria; Philodinida; Philodinidae.